AUGCACCACCACCAGUUGCAUGCCAAUGCUGUGUUGAUCGAUGACAUACGUCGUUCCUGGGGGCAUUAUAUAUUGCUACUCGGAUAUGCUGCCUGCCUUAUCCGUUUAUCAACACUUUACAGUUCAUUGUGUUGCUUGCAUCUAUUCAAGCAGCAGUCCCUUUUAUUUACCAUCGCCAUGGGUGAAAGCCUAAUCUCUACCGUGCUCCAUGCCGACAGGCAGGACAUUCUUCGAUAUGCCCCGUUUAUGGCGGCUGCCCUCUUGUCAAUUCUCGUCAUUAAUUACUUUCGAAACCCUCUGAGAAAGGUCCCUGGACCGUUUUGGGCCAAGUUCUCCAACCUAUGGCUCGUCUAUCAUACUCGUCAGGGACACAUGCACCGCAAGAUCAUUGAGGUGCACGAGAAGUAUGGACCGCUGGUCAGACUCGGACCGCACGAAAUUAGCACCGCGGACAUUGAUUCUCUCCGAACCAUAUACGGUGCCGGCAAUGAUUUCCGUAAAAGUGACUGGUACAUGCCAUGGCAGGGCACCCGCAAAUGGGACCUCUUCUCGGAACGCAACGAGAACAUUCAUCGAUCGCAACGACGAUUGGUCAGCCACAUCUAUUCGCUGUCCAACAUGAAGAAAUUGGAGCCCUAUGUCGACAGCGCCAUCCUAUUCUUGCUCAAGAAAAUGGCUUCCAUGGAGGGUCAAAAGAUUGAUGUGGGAAGAUGGACUAGGCUCUUUGCCUACGAUGUCAUCGGUGAAGUCACGUUUUCCAAGCGUUUUGGUUUCAUGGACGAGGGCAUAGACGAUGGUGCCUUUACCAUGAUCGACAACAUCUUGCAGUGCGCCAACUGGGUGGGACAUAUUCCCUGGUUCUACUACCUCAGCGUAUGGCUUGCGCCCGUGACCGGCAUGCACCUUGCGAUUACCCAGCGCCAGGGCAAGCUCCUGCAGAUUUCGCAGCAGAACAUCAAGGAGCGUAAGGAGCGAGGAACCGACCGCCAUGACAUGCUGGAGCAGCUCUUUGACGUCCAGCGCGCAAAGCCAGACAAGCUGGACGACGUCUGCGUAGCGUCCAUGGCUGCCAGCAACAUCUUUGCCGGGAGCGACUCGACAUCGGUGUCCAUUUCGGCCUUUCUCUACCACACCCUGCGGAACCCCGAGGUCAAGAAGAAGCUCAUUGACGAGAUCAAUGAGCAUGCAGCCAAGCACAGCAUUCCGCAUGGCACCGUCUUUGAUCUGGAGAUUAUCAACAACAUGCCGUAUUUGCAGGCGUGCAUGUAUGAGGCGCUUCGCUGCCACCCGGCUGUCGGAGUCAACCUCGGUCGCACCGUGCCCCCGUCCGGACUGCAGAUUGGAGAACAAUUCAUUCCUGGAGGAUCCGGCAUUAGCGCAAAUGCCUGGGUGAUUCAUCUCAACAAGGACAUCUUCGGCGAGGAUGCGGAUAAAUUCCGUCCAGAGAGGUGGAUGGAAGAUCCCGACCGUGUUGCCACCAUGAGGCGUAACUUUCUGAGUUUUGGUGCUGGAUCUCGAUACUGUAUUGGACGAAACGUGGGCUGGCUUGAAAUGUCCAAGCUUAUGCCGACAUUGUUCCACGACUACGAGGUGGAGUUUUGUGAUGCUAGCAAGGAUACUAGAGAAGUUGCAUGGGUCUUUAUCAAAAUUGAGGAUUUGUUUGUGUACAUGAAACCGCGGCGGGAUAAUGAUAAUCUGGUGUGCUAA
Molecule: messenger RNA, 1707 nt
Organism: Akanthomyces muscarius
Lineage: Eukaryota; Fungi; Ascomycota; Sordariomycetes; Hypocreales; Cordycipitaceae
Exons: 9
Coding region: 1-1707 (568 amino acids)
Molecular function (GO): iron ion binding; heme binding; oxidoreductase activity, acting on paired donors, with incorporation or reduction of molecular oxygen
Source: RefSeq, a predicted model, not a curated record